AGAGAGAGAGAGAGAGAGAGAGAGAGAGAGAGAGAGAGAGAGAGAGAGAGAGAGAGAGAGAGAGAAUUUAAGUAAAGGAGGUUGUUUUGAAGCGUCGGGAAAAAAAAACGCAACACGCACACACCAUCACACACACCAUUAUAAAUAGCCUAGUGGCGUGUGAGCAGAGGAUGUGAGCUUUGGUGCGCUUUUGGUGAGCUGGAUAUCUGAAGAUCGACCAACCAUGGAGUUGAAGGACAGUUGCCCGGAAAGUCGCGAGUCUUACACGAUCUUCAUGGAGACGGACGCGAUCCUGCGCAACCAGCGAUCCCUCCGGCGCGAGCUGUGCAUCAGCCGCAUGCUCAUUUUCAUCCUGCUUAUCGUCUGCACGGUUUUCUCCGUCAUACGGUGCAUUCAGCAGGUUCCCGAUGGCAAGAAUAAUGACAUCAUGAACAAGGAGAAGGCAAACGAAACAUUCGCAAGAUCUAAAGCAACCGGUGAAGAAUUGAUGAGCGCAGAUGUUCAGACACCUCUCACGGCUUUCCUGACAAUCUCAGAUUGCAUGAACUUGACAAGAUCGAAGCUGACAUGGAAGUCUUAUCCUCCCACGGAUGACUUCACCUUGAUCGACGAUGGCGAGACUCUGGUCAUGCCGCACGACGGCUGGUACCGUUUCAGCCUGCAGAUAACGUACGCAGACUAUGGAAAUAAUCCCAAGCAAGGGCAGAUCGAUCUGUCUCACAAUAUCACCAAGUACACAGGCUCGUACGGCUGGAAGCCGUUGAUCGUUAAUAAGGUCUACGAAACGGUUUACAGUAAGAAACACUGGGUUAAAUCGGUCUCCUCCGAAGUGUCCCAUAUUUUCUAUAAAGGUGACAAAGUCAAGGUGCUGAGCGGAAAUGUGCCGCUCAUCGACUGUAGUGGAGACGUUUCGGCCAAAACCUUCCUCGUUGUCAAUUUUGUUUCGGAAAGAAAGGACUUAUGAACUGUUCCACAGAACAUAAUCACCAUCUAACAUCAUCUAAUCCCAUGCAUAGACUAAACUAAUCAAAGCUCCACUAACAGUCUUGCCAGCGUUGCACAGCCUGAUCAGACGGGUCUGACUCAGCUGUACUGUUCUCUCCUAUGACUUUUCUCUGUUCUCAGCCAAAACUGGGUGCUGUUGUAUUUACAUGCCUUAAUUUAGCAUUUUUAUGGUCGACGUGAUGCUCCAGAAGAUACACUGAUGGUCCACUGCCUUUAACGUGCACUAACACAUUAGAACCCGGGUGCCAUGCUAGCAUGAACUGUGCAUGAUCAUAGCUUGAGUGAAUGUAACAAAAAAAAAACAAAACAACAACAACAAAAAAAAAGCAUUACAUAUUGAUCUGUGCAACUACAAGCAACACUAACAUGAUAAAAACUAAAUGGAAGAAGGGCCAUUAAAAGAAUAAGUCUGGUUGUCUUACAAAAAAAAAAAAAGCUACAUAUGUGUAUGUCGUCUGGUGAAAAAAGUGCUAAAUGGGACUAGAAGAGGUGCUAAUGUGGGAAGAGGUGAACGGCUAACAGCCGAACACAAGCUCAGGGUGUGAAGUCGAUCCUAAGGGGAUCGUAAAAAUCGGCAAGUUGUGUAAAGUAAUCACAGGACGGACGACGUUGGCUAGGAAGCUAGAUAGAUAGACGGACAAAUGCUAGCUAAAUUGCUAGCUGCAGAAUUCAAAUGCUUAUGUUUAGCACUUUCUCUUGUAAACGCCACAUCAGUCAAAACCGUCACCUUGAACGUUUGUUGAACAGAAACUUUAAUUUGUAAAUUUGUUUAAAUAAAUAAAUAAAUAAAUAAAAAAGUA
Tachysurus fulvidraco (yellow catfish) is the source of this 1805-nucleotide messenger RNA. RefSeq lists its product as uncharacterized. Gene Ontology annotation, biological process: immune response. Gene Ontology annotation, molecular function: tumor necrosis factor receptor binding. The transcript is spliced from 4 exons. Lineage: Eukaryota; Metazoa; Chordata; Actinopteri; Siluriformes; Bagridae. The record is from RefSeq and is a predicted model, not a curated record. Gene Ontology annotation, cellular component: membrane. Bases 224 to 964 code for a protein of 246 amino acids.